GUGUCGCGCACCCUGGGGUUUUGUGAACUUUAAAGGGUUUAAUGAGAUCUAUGGAGGCUAAAGUAAUCAGAUAAAUAAAAAAAAAGUCCAAACCUUGUCUCUGUGUAUUGUAAUCUAGGUGACGUGUUCAUGCGGUCCUUAUAUUAUCUGCCUGUAUAAGCGAUCCCUGCAGCCCUGAUGGAGGGGGGAUUAAACAUCACCUACAUCGUGUUCGAUGGACACGUGGAUGUGAAGAGAUACAGAUACAUCUACUUUGUAAUCAUUUUGAUGAUCUACAUUCUAAUCGUCGGCUUUAACUCCACCAUUGUGUGUCUCAUUGUGAUUCACAAAAACCUGCACAAGCCUAUGUAUAUUUUUAUAUCUGCCUUGUUAAUCAACUCUGUUCUUUACAGCACUGUGAUCCAUCCUAAGCUGCUCAUCGACUUCCUGUCGGCGAAACAACUCACUACAUUUUCAGAGUGCAUAUUUCAGACUUGUAUACAUUACGGUCUGGCGGCGUCAGAGUUUUUGCUUUUGUCAGCAAUGGCUUACGACAGGUACAUCUCCAUAUGUAAACCGCUGCAGUAUCCGAAUAUCAUGAAAAGAUCCACCGUCACAGCCUUUCUGAUUUCAGCUUGGCUCUUUCCGACCUGUGAGCUGUCCGUCAUCGUCGUGCUGUACUUUAACAUAAAGAUCUGUCACUUCAGUCUCAAAGGAAUCUUCUGUAACACCUUAAUUUACAGGCUCCCGUGUGAAAAGUCAAUGGAGCUGUUCAUGUUUGGAUUUUUUAUUUUGUCCAGUCUCAUCCUCCUCCCUGUUCUCUUCAUCCUCUUCACCUACACCAGGAUUUUCAUCAUAACGUACAGAAGUUCUAAAAAGGUCCAGGCCAAAGCCGUUCAGACCUGUUUACCUCACCUGCUGGUUUUAAUCAACCUCUCCACUUUUAUUUCCUACGACAUCAUCUUCCUCCGACUAGGAAUCGAUUUACCCAAACUUCCGAAUUUAAUCCUGACGUUACAGAUGACCAUCAACCAUCCUUUGCUCAAUCCCUUUAUUUACGGAAUAAAGAUGAAAGAAAUCUCCAAACACCUGAAGCAUCUAUUUCAGCAGCACUGAUCAUGGUAUCACCAUGUUUAUU
Cynoglossus semilaevis (tongue sole) is the source of this 1117-nucleotide messenger RNA. RefSeq names its product olfactory receptor 4N2-like. Gene Ontology annotation, molecular function: odorant binding; olfactory receptor activity; G protein-coupled receptor activity. The record is from RefSeq and is a predicted model, not a curated record. The transcript has a single exon. Lineage: Eukaryota; Metazoa; Chordata; Actinopteri; Pleuronectiformes; Cynoglossidae. The coding region runs from base 178 to 1095 and encodes 305 amino acids. Gene Ontology annotation, cellular component: membrane. Gene Ontology annotation, biological process: detection of chemical stimulus involved in sensory perception of smell; G protein-coupled receptor signaling pathway.